Molecule: messenger RNA, 2625 nt
Organism: Anguilla rostrata (American eel)
Lineage: Eukaryota; Metazoa; Chordata; Actinopteri; Anguilliformes; Anguillidae
Gene: calr3a
Product: calreticulin 3a
Exons: 9
Coding region: 123-1400 (425 amino acids)
Biological process (GO): protein folding
Cellular component (GO): endoplasmic reticulum; endoplasmic reticulum membrane
Molecular function (GO): calcium ion binding
Source: RefSeq, a predicted model, not a curated record
UGUUCAGGAAUAGCAAUAAAAAAUUCGCACAUUGCCGACUUGCUUCCUACUCCUAGCAUUGAAAAUCAAAGGUACUAAUCAGGGGGUCGAAUAGACAACCCGAAGAUUAAACUAAGGCAAAUAUGCAGGUAGCUGUAGCAUUAUUUGCGGUACUUUUAGCCGGAUUCUCUGCCGACGCUACCGUUUACUUUAAAGAACAAUUUCUCGAUGGAGAUGCAUGGAGCAGUCGCUGGCUGGAAUCCAAACACAAAUCAGACUACGGGAAGUGGAAACUGACCUCUGGAAAGUUCUUUGGGGAUGCUGAGAAAGAUAAAGGUCUCCAAACCAGCCAGGAUGCCCGAUUCUACGCUGUUUCUUCCCGCUUUGAGCCUUUCAGUAAUGAAGGCAAGCCGCUUGUGAUCCAGUUCACUGUCAAACAUGAACAGAAGAUUGACUGCGGGGGUGGGUAUGUCAAGGUCUUCCCUGCAGACUUGGAUCAGGCUGACAUGCAUGGAGACUCCCAGUACUACAUCAUGUUUGGGCCUGAUAUCUGUGGCUACAGCACAAAGAAGGUUCACGUCAUCUUUAACUACAAAGGCAAGAAUCAUCUCAUAAAGAAGGAAAUCAAGUGCAAGGAUGAUGAGAUGACACACCUUUACACUCUCAUCCUGCAACCUGACCAAACCUAUGAGGUCAAAAUUGACAAUGAGAAGGUGGAGUCGGGGUCCCUGGAGGAAGACUGGGACUUUUUGCCCUCAAAAACGAUCAAAGACCCAGAGGCAAAGAAGCCAGAGGACUGGGAUGACCGUGCCAAAAUUGAUGACCCUGAGGACAGCAGACCAGAGGACUGGGACAAGCCAGAGAACAUUCCGGAUCCUGAUGCCAAAAAGCCUGACGACUGGGAUGAGGAAAUGGAUGGUGAAUGGGAGCCACCCAUGAUCCCUAAUCCAGAGUACAAGGGGGAGUGGAGACCGAAACAGAUUGAUAAUCCCAACUACAAAGGAGUUUGGGUCCAUCCUGAAAUUGAUAACCCCGAGUACACACCCGAUUCCUCCAUUUACAAGUUUGACAGCAUUGGAGUAUUGGGACUGGACCUGUGGCAAGUGAAGUCUGGCACCAUCUUUGACAAUUUCCUCAUCACUGAUGAUGUAAAAACUGCAGAAGAGUUUGGAACUGAGACAUGGGGAGCUACCAAGGAGCCAGAAAAGAAAAUGAAAGAGAAACAAGAGGAAGAAGAGAGGAAACAGACAGAAGAGGAGAAGAGUAAGAAGGAUGAAGAUGAUGAUGACGAUGACGAUGAAGGGGAAGAUGAGGAGGAGGAGGAGGGAGAGGGAGAGGAAGAGGAUACAACUGAAGAGCCCAGUCCAACGGAAGAUGAGGAAGAUGAACUUUCACCCAAAGAAGUAAAAGAUGAACUCUAAAAUAGCCUAGACAGAGGGGAGCUUCAGUGGCAUUUUCUCUUAUCCAGGGGAACAAUUGCUGUGCAUCCACACUUUGACUAAUGUUAUUUGGAUGUGGCCCCUUCCUGUGGCAGUCAAAUUUUUUUUUUUUAAAGGGAAGGCAUAGGGUAGGGUACAGAAUGUUGGUAUUUUUUAUUGAUUUAUACAAAUUACAUUCAGGCUGGGAGGGUGGGAGUCGGUGAGUUGAAGUGAUUUGUCUUUUUUAUUUUUUUUAAACCAGUGCUUUGUCCUCCUCCAAAGGCCUUGGGGUGUCCUGAAAUUUAAAGAGUCAUGUCAGUGCUGCUGUUUCUGCUUUUCCAUUAUCCUCUGCAUGACUGCUGCCAUCAAUAAAAACUGCCCUGGUUUCAGAGCUGAGGCUCGUCUGUUUUCACCAGCAUGUGUGUUGGUGGCUGCAGGUGGCAGAUCGUAGAUUGAGAUUACUCAAAACCAUUAUCUGUUGACAGAGUGCAGAAGUCAAGCCCAUCGAUUUGCAAAUGUUGAACUUUUUCCUCCAUACCACAGUCCAUUUUAGUAAAUGAGCUAGCAGGACAUUAAAUGAACAUUGCCAGUUCAGUUUGUUGCAGCCGUUCCCAGAAACUCUGUCGGAGCUAGUCUUUACCAUGUGAAAAAUCCAAGGCUUUUUAAUAAAGAUUAUGAGGACUCAAGACCUUCACACAAAGUACUGAUUCACUGAGUGAGGGACUGGUUCUCUAUGAAUCAUUCCUUCCAAUUUUGUAUAUAUGGAAUCAUUUGUUUUCUUACAUGACUAAUCCCCAAAAUUUUAAAUAUUUUUUAUUUCUUGUUUUAUGUUCAUGAGAUUAGUUUCCCUUUACGGGUCUUGAAAUCGGCCAUGGCUAUGAAUGUCUUUGGGCCUGUGGGAUGGAUAAGGUUUUUACUUGGCACACUGUGUGAAGUACUUUGUUUUCAUUGUCUGUAAAUUUUUAUAUAUAUAAAUUUUCAUUCCUUGAUCGGGUCUGAUGCCUAUUUUUUGUGACCAAUAGAGUAUUUGAAUGUAGUUUAAAUAAAUAUAAUUCACGGUUACAGUUUUACAGAUGGUAAGUUAUGCAUUCUAGCUUGGACAUGAGACGGAACCCCACCCCCAAACAGCACAAUGGUCAUACAUUUCAUUUUUUUUUUUUUUUUGUUCUGCAACAAGAAAGUGAUAAAUAAUAGCUAAAUUUAAUUAAAAUUAAGUGUGUAUAAAUCA